Symbiodinium pilosum is the source of this 798-nucleotide messenger RNA. The record is from the annotation of a GenBank genome assembly. Lineage: Eukaryota; Dinophyceae; Suessiales; Symbiodiniaceae.
AUGGUGUAUGCGGACUUCGAGGUUUUUAGCAAUGAAUGUGAAGGUGGGGCCGCGAUCUUGGGGUGCCAGAACAGGGUGGCUGCUGUGGGCUACGCGGCCGUGGGCAUGUGCGGUUACGAGCCGCCUGAUGAGCACAAGCUGCGCAUGAUCCACGCUCUGCCUGGCGAUGACGAGAGUGCUGUGGUUCUCAAGUUUCUCGCGUCCAUGAUGAACCUUGCAGAUCACUUUGAGGAUUGGAGGGAGCUUGGCAAAAAGCGUUUGGUUUGGAACGCAGAGCAGAAGUCCGAGCACAAGAAUGCCAGAGUUUGCCGUGAAUGCCGGAGGGCUUUCGAUUCCAAAACGGAUUGCAACAAGGCUGCCCACAAGCCCUCCCACGUCACCAUUUGCUUCCACAAUGGUGGGCGGUAUGACUUUCACUUCCUGCUCAGGGCUUUUGCCAAGCUCAGGCACGUCACCCCAAAGACUUCAGAUGAUCGCGAGAGUGGCUCGAAACGCGUGGGCUGUCGCUCAGGCAAGAUCAGGAAGUUUGGCAUCAAGGAGCUAGCCGCGAGGUUCCAAGGUGUCCGCUUGCAAGGCCUAGUUGACUCGCUGCCUGGCGACGUGAUUAAGAGGCUUCGAAAGUUCAAGGUNNCUAACCUGGUCAUGAGAUUCGGGGUUCUGCGCUUCAUCGAUACGAUGAACUUCUGCAAGGCUGGGUUGGGCGGCCUCAUCGAGUCUCACCGGCGUGCUGCUCUCAAGACGGCCCCCCUCGGUGACAGGAGUGAAAUCUUGGCUGUGGAGCGUGCUUUCCCGCUGACG